AUGGAAAAGCAACAAUUAAAGUCUUGAUGAGUGACGUUGUAUCUAAACUGGGAACCUACAUAAAGGUUAUCGCUAAAGUGAAUGAAACAAUAACUGGGAUUUCGGUAAAUAAUACAGGAAAUGUUGAAAUAUAUGACAGAGAUGAAGAACUAACGUUUUCCUCAAGUAUGUCGAAUGUAUUCAAACCAGGACUAGAUUAUACGAUAAUGUUGAAAGCUACAAGGCGAGAUGGAAGUAAUUUAAAAUCAUCAUUAGACUCUGUUAACAUAACGGUCAAGUAUACAGUAACAGGUACAAAGAAACAACCAAAGUGGUCUCCAACUGGGGGCAAUAAUCAGGUUAUGCCGUUUGGACGAUUUUCUCAACGUAUCAACGAGGACACAAAAGUAUUGUGGACACGUUUGGAACAAAUCCCUAAAUCAGGAAUAAUUGAACUCUCAGCUAGAUUCCCUAAAGCAGCACUAUCUGGUAGAUUUGAGGCAUUUUAUCGCAAAGCAAGAACGUCAAAGUAUUUGUCCCGAGCAGAAUCACCAAGCAGAAACUUUAUAAAAGUGUAAGUUAAAGACAACAAAAAUGCAAAGCCUGGAAGAAGAUUACCAUUAGUUAUACAAUGUACAGAAAAGAUCCGCGUCUGCAAUUA
Messenger RNA from Mytilus trossulus (common blue mussel), 640 nucleotides. RefSeq lists its product as uncharacterized. Lineage: Eukaryota; Metazoa; Mollusca; Bivalvia; Mytilida; Mytilidae. Bases 27 to 557 code for a protein of 176 amino acids. The record is from RefSeq and is a predicted model, not a curated record. The transcript has 4 exons.